Molecule: messenger RNA, 3922 nt
Organism: Nerophis lumbriciformis (worm pipefish)
Lineage: Eukaryota; Metazoa; Chordata; Actinopteri; Syngnathiformes; Syngnathidae
Gene: inppl1b
Product: inositol polyphosphate phosphatase-like 1b
Biological process (GO): phosphatidylinositol dephosphorylation; regulation of immune response; negative regulation of insulin-like growth factor receptor signaling pathway
Cellular component (GO): cytosol
Molecular function (GO): inositol-polyphosphate 5-phosphatase activity; protein binding
Source: RefSeq, a predicted model, not a curated record
CAUCCGUCCACGGCCUCGAUGGCGAUGUCCGCUCUGAGAUGGGGACAUGGACAGAUAAGUCCAACGCCACUGCGAGCCAACUUUAGCAAAGGCGACCCAGGCUGGUGAAAUUAUUCAGAUCGCCUUCUUGUAAAGACUUUAAACGUGAAGAUGACGAGCGUCACGCCCCUGUGAUCCCCCUCCUCCGAGGCCAAAAACUCUCUCCUCAUGUGGACUACCUUCACCGGGCUGGCUCUCCACAUCGGUCGCCAUGGCGACGGCAGCGUGGUAUCACCGUGACAUCAGCCGCGUGCACGCCGAGGACUUGCUGGCGAAAGCCGGGAGGGACGGAAGCUUCCUGCUGAGAGACAGCGAGUCCGUGCCAGAAGCCUUCGCUCUGUGCCUCCUGUUCCAGCGCCAUGUUCAUACGUAUCGCAUCCUUCCCGAUGACGACGGUCUCCUGGCAGUCCAGACUACACAAGGAGUGCAGGUCAACUGCUUCCGGACUCUGGAAGACCUUGUUUUGGGAUACCAGCACCCCCACAAAGGCUUGGUCACCCCUUUGCUUUACCCCGUGCCCCGUGACGCAGACACAGGGGACGAAAGCUCAGAUGAGGAGAAGACGCCUCAAAGUUCAGCCCCUGUCAACACGGUCACCUUCACCACACCAGACCCCCACACGGUGUUCUUGGAUAAGUUGCAGGAACUGAACACGUCAAAUACUGCCAGCGACGUGGUCUCACUGCUCAACGGCUACUUCUUCAGCGAGCUGCCUCUGGACAUGGACAACGUGCACAAAGGGGCGUCCGCACUUUGCCACCUCAAGCGUAUGCUGGGUGUUGCCUGCCAAGGCCUGAACAGUGAGGUCGACCUGACACUCUCAAGUCUGGAGACCCUGGCAAAGGUCUUUGACCACCCCAGCUGCUCUUUGCCGAACACAAAUGUGCAGAGUCCAGACAUGGAGGUGGACAACCUGUUGUGUAAGAUUUCAGCCUUGGUCAGCCUUCUUUCUUCGCUGGAAAAAAAGGUGCUUAAGGCCCUCCAAGACGCAGUCACCAAUCACAAUCUGGCAGUGCAGCCUAACCCGCCUCCUCCGGAACCAACGGCCACCAUUACCACUUCUCCCAAGACUCACUGGCAUCGGCAGCUGCCGGUCCGCUCCUUCCAGGUAAAGAUGCUGCGCUAUGGCAGGCAGACCGUGUCAGUGGAUGUGGACGCAGGGGUGCUCCUGUUUGACAGGAAAGCCAACUCAUUCGACGUAGAGCGGGUGUCCCACGACAGAGUCCUUCAGCUUGUCAAGUACCAGAGUUGCCCUGCCAAGGUACGCCUGGUGAUUGACAGCCACCACAACGCACCACAGGAGAUGAUAUUUGAGAGUGUUCGGAAGGGCGACGCCUUCUGCCAACUCCUCCAGCUGAUGAAAACAAGGCACUCGAAACUGAGCGAACCGGACGUCAUCUCCGUUUUUGUCGGCACCUGGAAUAUGGGAAGCUCCCCCCCGCCUCGCGGCCUGCAGUCGUGGGUCACCUGCUGUGGUUUGGGACACACCCCCGACGACUCUGUUGCCUCGCUGCCCCAUGACGUCUACGCCUUGGGCACGCAGGAAAACCCUCAGGGGGAGAGGGAGUGGGCGGAGCAUAUUAGAGCGACCCUUCGCAGCCACACCCAGAUUGACUUCAAACAAGUGGCAGUGCAGUCCCUCUGGAACAUUCGUCUGGCUGUGUUUGUCAAGCCUGAACAUGAAGACCGCAUCAGCCAUGUGAGCACAGCCAGUGUAAAAACUGGCCUAGGUAACACUCUGGGGAACAAGGGAGCGGUUGGCGUGUCGUUCCACUUCAACGGAACAUCUUUUGGCUUUGUUAACUGCCACCUGACCUCUGGAAGUGAGAAGGUUCUAAGGAGGAACCAGAACUUUGUUGACAUCCUCAGACUACUUUCACUAGGCGACAAAAGCCUUGGCGCCUUUGACAUCAGCCUGCGCUUCACGCACAUCUUCUGGUGCGGGGACCUCAACUACCGACUGGACCUGGAAGUGCAGGACAUCCUGAAGCACGUGUCCAAGAGGGAGUUUGAGGAGCUCAUGUGUGCGGACCAGCUGACCCGGGAGAGGCACAAGCGGAAGGCCUUUUUGUAUUUUAAGGAAGACAAGAUCGCAUUUCCACCCACCUAUCGGUACGAAAGAGGCUCAAGAGACUGCUACCUGUGGCAAAAGUACAAAACGUCAGGGGUGCGGGUCAACGUUCCGUCGUGGUGUGACAGGAUUUUGUGGAAGUCGUACCCGGACACGCAUGUUCUCUGCACGGCGUACGGCUGCACAGAUGAUAUCUUCACCAGCGAUCACUCGCCUGUUUUUGCUACCUUCCAAGUGGGUGUGACGUCACAGUCCAGCGCCAAAGCAGAUCCAUGCUCAGGCGUGGAGAAGGCCUGGAUCGAACUUGAAGGCAUCGAGGCCAUUGUGAAGACGGCGAGCAAGGAACGCUUCUUCAUUGACUUCUCUUCCACUUGCCUUGAAGAGAUGCGUCGCUCCAGCGAGAAUGACUCGCAAAGCUGCGACGUUCCCGGCUUCCUCAAACUGGCCUGGUCCUUCAAGCAGCUGCCGAAGCUCCUGCCACUCAAGUCUGACAUGGACUAUCUGCAGGAUCAGCAUCUGCUCCUGUCGGUCAAGUCAUGUGAUGGCUUUGAGUCGUAUGGUGAAUGCUGCGUGGCUCUGCGUUCGCUCGUCGGCGCCUCGGAGCAGUUUGAGACCUUCCUGAGCCACCGGGGUGAAGAAAUCGGCUCCAUCAGAGGACGGGUGCGGCUCCACGUGCCCAAGGAGAGGCGAGGAACCCGCCAGAAGAGCCACGAGUGGUUACGUUUUGAGAAAGAGGACAGAGGUGCAGGCAGAGUUCACGCAUCCACACGAGUCCCAAUUAACAGGUCUCUGGCGGCUCCUACCAAGCCAACGACGAGCAGCUACACCAACCCAGCCUACUUCAUCUUUGAGGGUGUGUCGGUGGUCCGGGGAAUAGAGGAGGCGCUCCCUCUGCAGCGAAGGGAACCGCAGGUCAUCUGGGCUGGAAACGAGGCCUUGCAGCUCCCAAAAGUCUCAGGAAGGCACGGCUUCAACGCCCGGCCCUGUCGCCGGUCAGACUUCACGGAAAUUGAAAUCCCGGCCGUCCUCCCUCAUCACGCUCCGGCCAGUCCGCUUCAGACACCUCAAGCCAACUCGUCCUACGAACUUUUCCCUGUCAAAAAGCCCUCCCCUAUAUCCCCGCCCUCCAGUAAAGGUAUCCCCCUGUGCCAAGACCAGGUGUCCCAGCCUAAGUACCACGCCAAAAAACUACCCCACGACUCCAUUCUGCCGGAGAAGAACCUGAGGAACCUGUACAUGAACCAGUCGGCCAUCAUCCGUCAAAAAGCCAAAAGGAAUCUUCCAGAGAGGAAAACGAAAGCCCCGCCGGUUUUCUCCUUCACCCCGGCUCCUUUGGGACACUGCCAGGUGCCCUCUGCUUGGGGGGCCGAGCAGCAGCCCCUCGGCCCCACAGGGGACAACUCCCUGACCGCUUUGCAGAUUGCCAAGUCGCUCAGUGAGGUCGACUUCUUUCCUGCAAAGCAAAGCGCUCCAUCCUUUCACAGCCAGAGGCCAGGCUACAGAAAUGGACCUACCUUGCACACAGAGAGGGGUCACAGUUGGGAGAAAGAGGUUUCAGUCCUCCAAGGUGCUCCUGAGACGGUCUGUGAGCUCCUCAGUGCCUUGGGUCUGCAGAAGUACACUCUGGGACUCAGCCUUAAUGGCUGGGAUGAUCUGGAUUAUUUCAGCGGCAUCACCGAAGAGGAUCUGCGUGCUGCCGGAGUGACAAACUCCUCUCAUCGACGCAGGAUCUUGGAGAACCUGCCCAGGAACUGGAACUGACACGCACAGAUCAAAAAAACCAAAACAUGGACAGGAAUUCGGGCAUCAAUC